Vicia villosa (hairy vetch) is the source of this 1399-nucleotide messenger RNA. RefSeq names its product chloroplast protein FOR GROWTH AND FERTILITY 2-like. The transcript has 2 exons. Lineage: Eukaryota; Viridiplantae; Streptophyta; Magnoliopsida; Fabales; Fabaceae. Bases 58 to 1173 code for a protein of 371 amino acids. The record is from RefSeq and is a predicted model, not a curated record.
AAUAUUGUUUGUGCACUACAUUUGUGCUUUUGAAAACAGACAGAGAUAGAUAGAAGCAUGGAUAGGCUUCUAUCAUCUUCUUCACCCCCUUCUCUCAAAACCCUCAAACCUUUACCAUUUUCCAAUCGACCAUUUCAAUAUGCAUCAACUUUCAAUCUUUCCCCGUCAAAACGCUCUUUCUUCACACCAAUUUCUUGUAACCGCCAAAACCCAUCUCCAUUAUCAUCAUCAUCAUCUUCCAUACAAUCCAAUCACUUUCCAACCCUUUCUUCAGAAAACUCGGUACCCCAACCCAAUUCUCUCACUCAGAUCGCAACCGGGGCUUUCCAGAAACCAAAGGCAAUAACAGCUCGGACUAUUGUAAUUCUCUCUGCUGUUGUAGCGUUCUUAAUUCAACCAGCUAUUGUACCAGCAGCCUUUGCAACGUUUCAAACGGCUGCCGGAGGUCCUGCUGCAGCUGCAGUUGGGGGAAAAUUAAUCCGCACUGAGCUCCUGAGUAGUGCUUGGACUGGUUUUUUUGCUGGCUGUUUGCACACUCUAUCAGGGCCGGACCACCUUGCUGCUUUGGCUCCUUUAUCUAUUGGUCGCACCAGAUUGGAGAGUGCUGCUGUAGGAGCCCUUUGGGGUUGUGGUCAUGAUGCUGGUCAACUUAUCUUCGGCUUAAUAUUUUUAAUAUUGAAGGAUCGACUUCACAUUGAAAUUAUCCGAACUUGGGGCACUAGAGUGGUUGGUUUAACCCUGCUAGUAAUUGGUGCUAUGGGAAUUAAAGAAGCUUCAGAAGCUGCUGCCCCAUGUGUAGCCUUAGAAAAUGGCGAGUGUGAUGUGGGUGUCUAUGAAUCACUUAAUAAUCCAUCACCCCGAAAGAAGAAGAUUGGUUUUGCAACAUUUGCGACAGGGAUAGUUCAUGGACUGCAACCAGAUGCAUUGAUGAUGGUAUUGCCUGCCCUUGCUCUGCCUUCUCGUUUGGCCGGUGCUGCAUUUCUCACCAUGUUCUUAGUUGGAACCGUAGUUGCUAUGGGAGGUUAUACCGUGUUCAUAGGUUCGUGUAGCCAGGCACUAAAGGAUAGAGUACCUAGAAUAACAGAGAAGCUGACUUGGGCUUCUUCCCUUAUCGCAAUAGCCCUUGGAUUUGCCAUCAUUAUUAGCCAGUUUUUUGGGUUUACACUCUACUAAUACAUCUUCAAUCUGCAAGGUACCUUUUAUUUACAAACACAGUUCGGGUCAAGAAAAAGUAGAGAGAUAUUAGGGAGAACUUUGUUUAGAUUAAGUUCAUGUGAAAUUGUUUCUUAUUGAUUAUUUGAUUUUGCUUUUGAAUGUCUAUAGUUGUAUGUUUAAUGAUUCUGCAGCUGAGAACUACGUAGCUCAUUUCUCAAGUAUUUAUCGAUUUGAUUUUAGUUUA